AUGUCGGGACGCGGUGUCGCUUCCCGCAAAGCCUACAUCUCCAUCUUCGUCUGUAUGGCCACGCGAGCCAUACAUUUAGAAUUAGUCGAGAGUUAUUCCACUCCAGCCUUCUUAGGCGCCUUUUCAAGAUUCUGCUCCCGACGUGGCAUGCCUGAAUCAGUCUACUCUGAUAAUGGAACCACGUUUGUAGGCGCCGAUCGCGAAUUGGCCGCAUCAUUUCGAGCCGCGCUGCGCGAUCCAAAUUUUCAAAAUAGUGCCGCUUCCGACGGGGUGUCAUGGCACUUUAUGCCUCCAUCCGCGCCUCACUUCGGCGGACUAUGGGAGGCCGGGGUUCGCAGUGUCAAGUAUCAUCUUCGCAGAAUCGUCGGUUCACACACUCUUACGUUCGAAGAGUUCACAACAAUUCUCUGCAACAUUGAGGCCUGCCUAAACUCGCGCCCUAUCGCGCCUCUCACCGAUUCCGUCGACGAUUGCGAUUCUCUGACGCCCGGUCAUUUCUUGAUCGGGUCCGCGAUUACGAUCGCGCCUGAACCCUCUGUACUGCAUCUAGCUGAGAACCGCUUGACGCGCUGGCAACUUGUUCGCCAGCUCACAGAACGUUUCUGGAAAAUCUGGCAGCAGGACUACGUCAAUACCUUGCAACAACGCGUCAAAUGGAAGCAAGUUUCGAAAAACGGAGUUCGCGUCGGGUCGCUGGUCCUGUUACGCAAUUCUCUCCUUCCGCCUUGUAAAUGGGACUUAGCUCGCGUCAUCCGAUGUCACCCGGGUCCAGACGGUUUGAUUCGCGUCGCGACGGUGAAAACCGCGACUUCCGAAUAUACUCGGCCUAUUGUCAAAUUAUGCUUACUUCCGAUAGACGUCGAAAGCCUGGACAACCUUACGUAA
This is a messenger RNA of Nylanderia fulva, 885 nucleotides long. The record is from RefSeq and is a predicted model, not a curated record. Lineage: Eukaryota; Metazoa; Arthropoda; Insecta; Hymenoptera; Formicidae.